Molecule: messenger RNA, 4039 nt
Organism: Tympanuchus pallidicinctus (lesser prairie-chicken)
Lineage: Eukaryota; Metazoa; Chordata; Aves; Galliformes; Phasianidae
Gene: SMARCAD1
Product: SWI/SNF-related, matrix-associated actin-dependent regulator of chromatin, subfamily a, containing DEAD/H box 1
Exons: 23
Coding region: 169-3285 (1038 amino acids)
Cellular component (GO): nucleus
Molecular function (GO): chromatin binding; DNA binding; ATP-dependent chromatin remodeler activity
Source: RefSeq, a predicted model, not a curated record
UGGGCGGCGGGCGGUGACGUCAAAACGGAGCGCCGCGCCUGGCCGUGUUUCGGGUCAGUGCUACCUGCCGCUUCUCGGCGCGUGCGUUGCACCGCGCCGCCUCGCUGCUUCUUAUCUCCGUGUGGAUCCCGAUGAGCGGCAGGUGGUGAUAGACGCCGGGCUGGUGCGAUGAGUCUCUUCAACCUGGACCGCUUCCGUUACGAGAAGAGGCGGACGAGCACGGAGCAAGAUGGGCGGCCUGCUUCUGUAGCAGCCCAGGCCCAGGAGGAUGGCAGCCCUGCUGCUGCAGCCCAGGCCCAAGAGAACAGCCCUGCUUCUGACGGCGGUGGGAACGAUGCUGCAAGGAGCAGCAGGCCAGGCAGCCCAGCCUCGGAGGCAGCAGGGGACUCCAGCAUCCCAGAAACUCCUGAAGCUGAGAGAACGAAGGAGCUGUCUUACUUCAACCAUCGAAGAGGGGUACAUUUCCUAGAUGUGUCUUCAGACAGUGAAGAUGAAGUACCAAGAAAAGUCAGUGCUUCGAAAGAAAACAAGGCUCCAAAGAAAGAUGUUAUUUUAAUCUCAGAAGACUCAUCAGAGGAUGACCCGCCUGUGUAUCAGCUACAGCAGGCGGCUUACAUGAGCAAUGGGGACCAACUAGUUGACUUGCAGGAAGAUACAGAGGAAGACAUCAGAAAUGCAAAGCUACAAACACUGAAGGAACUUUUUCCUCAGAGGAGUGACAAGGAUUUGUUACAAUUGGUAAAAUCAACAUGCUCCAUGGAUGAAGCGAUAGCUGCUUGUUUGAAAUUCGAUGAUGAAGCUGCCUCUCGUAAAAGGAGACUAAAUGAUUCUCAUAUAAAUGGCAAAGAGAGUGAUAAGCAUAUGACAAAAAAGCCAAAAGCUGAUUAUCUGGAUGGGUCAAAGUCUGAAAUACAGUGGGAGAAGCAAGAGAUGCUUGUAGAGAAGCUGCAAAACACAUUCCCUAGCAUGGAUAAGGAGGAACUGAGAGAUGUACUUCGGGAACAUAACUGGGUGCUUCAUGAAGCACGAGAGGCCCUGAGAGUUUUUGCAGGAGGCAGUGAUGGUGUGGAAUAUCCUUCCCAAAGUGAAGUUUCUGACUGGACCAAAGUCUCUGCAAAUAGCAGAAGUGAUAAGAAGAAAGUGCAGCAGAAACGGAAAUUUUCUGGGAAAGAGCAGAACUGCCUUAGGAAAAAGCAUAAAGCCAAAGCAAAUGUUUGGAGCACUAAAACAGAAGUACAGGACUCAGAGGAUGAGUCAGCUGCUGAAGAUGGUGGUAGCUCUCUUGACGAGGACUAUGGCAGUGGCGAUGAAGUGGUAGAAGGUGUAUACAAAAAUAAAAUCCUAGGCUUCCUGCAAGAUGCUUCUCCAUCUGAACUCACUAUGAUUCCCCAGUGUUCUGAGAAAAAGGUUCAGAAGAUAAUAGCGCUCCGGCCCUUUAAUAGUUGGGAAGCCCUGUUUUCAAAAAUAACUAAGACUGCUGGCUUGUCAGAAGAUAUCGUGUGGAACUGCAAGACCCUGCUGAAGGAGAGAGAUGUGGUUCUCAAGCUCAUGAAUAAAUGUGAAGAAAUUUCAAAUAAACUGACAAAACAAGUAACCAAGAUUACUGAAGAUGGAGGAUGCAAAUGGAACAUUGAGCAACCCUCCAUUCUGAACCAGAGUUUGGAACUCAAGCCAUACCAGAAGAUUGGUUUAAACUGGUUAGCACUUCUUCAUAAACAUGGACUGAAUGGUAUUUUGGCUGAUGAAAUGGGCUUAGGAAAAACAAUUCAAGCUAUUGCAUUUCUGGCCCAUAUCUAUCAAGAAGGUGAUAGUGGUCCACAUUUGAUAGUUGUGCCAGCUUCAACACUGGAUAACUGGAUAAGAGAAGUUAAUCUGUGGUGUCCUGAACUGAAUGUCCUUUUUUACUAUGGAUCCCAGGAAGAUAGGAAACAUCUCCGGGCUGACAUUAGUAACAGAGUUGUAGAUUUCAAUGUCAUUGUAACUACGUAUAACUGUGCAAUUAGCAGCUCAGAUGAUCGGAGUCUGUUUCGCAAGGUGAAGCUUAACUAUGCAAUUUUUGAUGAAGGUCAUAUGCUCAAGAACAUGAGCUCUGUACGCUACCAGCAGCUAAUGAGAAUUAAUGCAAAGCAUCGCUUACUGCUAACAGGAACCCCAGUUCAGAAUAACCUGUUGGAGUUGAUGUCUCUCUUGAAUUUUGUUAUGCCACAUAUGUUCAGUAGCAGCACAAGUGAAAUCCGAAGGAUGUUCUCUUCAAAAACAAAGACUGCUGAAGAACAAAGCACAUAUGAAAAGGAAAGGAUUGCACAUGCAAAGCAGAUAAUAAAACCAUUCAUCUUGAGAAGAGUAAAAGAUGAGGUCCUUAAACAACUACCUCCCAAAAAAGAUCACAUUGAAUUAUGUGCCAUGUCUGAGAAGCAAGAGCAACUAUACUGUGAUCUCUUAAACAAGCUGAAGAAGACUAUGAAGGGUAACGAGAAAAACUCUGAUAUGGGAAAUGCAAUGAUGCAACUUAGAAAAAUGGCUAAUCACCCUCUCUUACAUCGUCAGUAUUACACAGCUGACAAACUCAAGACAAUGUCUAAACUUAUGCUCAAGGAACCCACACAUUGUGACGCUAAUCCUGACCUUAUCUUUGAAGAUAUGACAGUAAUGACAGAUUUUGAACUGCAUUUGCUUUGUAAGCAAUAUACUCAUGUCAGUGACUUCAAGUUAGAUAUGGAUCAGAUUUUGGAUUCGGGAAAGUUUAGAGUAUUGGAACGCCUUCUAUCUGACCUUAAAGAGAAGGGUGACAGAGUUGUGUUGUUUAGCCAGUUUACAAUGGUACUGGAUAUCUUGGAAGUUUUCCUAAAACAUUGGCAACACAGGUAUAUUAGGUUGGAUGGAAAAACACAGAUUUCUGACAGGAUACAUCUAAUAGAUGAGUUCAAUACAGAUAUGGGUAUAUUUGUGUUCCUCCUGUCAACCAAAGCUGGCGGCUUGGGAAUCAAUCUGACUUCAGCGAAUGUUGUUAUUCUUCAUGACAUCGAUUGCAAUCCAUACAAUGAUAAGCAAGCAGAAGAUCGAUGCCAUAGAGUAGGUCAAACAAGAGAAGUAAAAGUCAUAAAGCUGAUCAGUAAAGGGACUAUUGAAGAAUCCAUGCUCAAAAUGAAUCAGCAGAAAUUGAAGUUAGAACAAGAUAUGACUGCAGCAGAUUUGGGUAAGUCUCUUGCCAGAAAUGAUUUCACCUUACAUGAGUUAAGGAGAUCACUGCAAUAUAUUAUUCCAAAAAACUGCACUCGUAAUUAAGAUGAGACAAUUUUUAGUUCCACUUUAAACUAGAAAAAUGUAUUGUGCCAGUUUACUUUUCUGCUUGACAGGAGGUGUCCCUUGCAUCUAACACGCAGACCAAAUGCUUGCAAGUAGAGGAUUGUAUACAGUUUUGAGAUUCUAGACUUUCGUAGUUUAUGUAAAAUACUUAUUGCUCUACUAAUGUAUGUUUUGAUUCUUCAGGAGAAGAAGGGGCCAUUCCAGCAGAUAUAGCCACGCUAUUGAAAGCCUCAUUAGGUCUCUAAAUUGUAAAUAUGUGGAAUUUAAGGAAGAAAUGAAAUGCCAUACCCCCGAGGACUCUUCCGUUAUUGAUGACCAUGAGUUUUCUGAAGUUUUAUAACUUUUUGUAGUUUCUUCAUUUUAUUCCUCAUGGUAUUGAUAAUUUUUAACACUGGUAGCAUUCUUUCGAUGCUUGAAAACAUAAACAGUACAAGUCUAUCAACAUCAGAUGCUGAAGAAACAUAAUUUUACAGGACGUUUUUCAAAAUGGGGACCUACGUAGUAAUUGUUUUAAUAAAUCUGCUACUGCUUAAGAUUUGUCAGUAUUUUUGUAAUUAUUUCUACCUCCAGACGUAUAAAUAAACUGUCUGUUUCACUGGAUUAUGCUUGUUGAUUUCUUUUAUAUGUGCCUUAUUUGACAAUGCCUAAGUCUGUUUCUGCUUGUUCUGGUUCUUUUGACGUACUGUCCUGGUUUUGUAUCAAUUUGUUCAAAUAAAAUUCCAUGCAUUAUCAA